Messenger RNA from Sorex fumeus (smoky shrew), 1035 nucleotides. It is a transcript of the gene MAGEB3, whose product is annotated as MAGE family member B3. Gene Ontology annotation, cellular component: nucleus. The record is from RefSeq and is a predicted model, not a curated record. The transcript has a single exon. Gene Ontology annotation, biological process: negative regulation of transcription by RNA polymerase II. The coding region runs from base 1 to 1035 and encodes 344 amino acids. Lineage: Eukaryota; Metazoa; Chordata; Mammalia; Eulipotyphla; Soricidae.
AUGCCUCGGAGUGAGAAGCGUAAGUUCUACACCCAGGCCCGACGUGGCUCCAGGUGUCUGAGGGGUUCUCAGGCUACCAAAACCAAGGAAGGAAAAUCAUCUUCCUCACCCAGUCAUUCUCUAGAAGCUGCUGGUCAAGGGCCUGGUGCUAUUUCAUGUAGCACUCUUCAGUCUCAGGGUACCACCAAGGUGCCUGUGAGUGUUGAUGCAAGAGUAACCAAAAGAGUCAUCUGUAAAAAAGAUGAAAAAGAAGGUUCCUCCCAGGCUUUACUCCCCACUGUAAAGUCAUGUGAAGAUUCUCUGACCAAAGUGAUAGCAAUACUUGUAGAAUUCCUGAUGAGCCGGUUCAAAAUGAAAAAGCCCAUCCUGAAAGCAGAAAUGCAGAAGAUUACUGGUAAGAAGUACAAACACCGUUUUCCUGAAAUUCUCGAAAGAGCCUCAUUCAGUAUAGAGGUGGUAUUUGGUAUUGAUAUGAAGGAAAUGGAAUCUCCUAUGGAUUCCUAUACCCUUGUCAGCAAAAUCGAUCUCCCCAACAAUGGCAGAGUGAGUCCUGGUAGGGGAUUCCCCAAGACCAGUCUCCUAAUGAAUGUUUUAGGGGUGAUCUUCAUGAAGGGCAAUUGUGCUAGUGAGGAAAUUAUCUGGGAAUUCCUGAAUAAGAUGAAAGUCUAUGCUGGAGAGAAGCACUUCAUCUAUGGGGAGCCCAAAAAGCUUAUCACUCAAGAUCUGGUGAAGCUUAAAUAUUUGGAGUAUCGCCAGAUAGCUCAUAGUGACCCACCCCGUUAUGAGUUCUUGUGGGGUCCCAGAUCUCAUGACAAAAUCAGCAAGAUGCAAGUCUUAGAGUUUUUGGCCAAAAUUAACAACACAGUUCCAAGUGUCUUCCAGUCUUGUUAUGAAGAAGCGCUGAGAGAUGAAGAAAAUACCACUCUUUCUCCAAGCAUCAGUACCAUCACCACAUGCAUGAAUGCUCCAGAUCCAUGUCCAGAAGAUCCAGUGAUACAUGAAGAAAUUGAAAUUGAUGCUUCUAUUUACAUUUAA